Corvus hawaiiensis (hawaiian crow) is the source of this 2578-nucleotide messenger RNA. It is a transcript of the gene PIGR, whose product is annotated as polymeric immunoglobulin receptor. NCBI's taxonomy places the organism in Eukaryota, Metazoa, Chordata, Aves, Passeriformes, Corvidae. Gene Ontology annotation, molecular function: transmembrane signaling receptor activity. The transcript is spliced from 11 exons. Gene Ontology annotation, cellular component: plasma membrane. The record is from RefSeq and is a predicted model, not a curated record. The coding region runs from base 166 to 2100 and encodes 644 amino acids.
AAUGCAGGGCUGAAAGUGCAGCGAGUAUUUAAACCAGGCUGGCAGUGCCAGAGCCCCACGGGGACCGGGACACCGCUCACUCACAGCAGGUCCAGGGUCAGCCUGAGAGGGAAAGCAAGAAGUGCCCAACACUGCAGGAGGAGCCCUGAGUGGAAUGCAAGAAAAAUGACUCUGCUGGCGUUGCUGUUCCUGCUCGCCUUGCUCCCAGCGGGAUCUGCAAAGAGCAGACACCUCCCCAAGGCAAGCAUCUCCAGCCCCGUGUUCGGCCCGCGGCAGGUCCAUGGCGUGCUGGGCGGCUCGGUCACCGUGAAAUGCUUCUACCCGGCCACCUCGGUGAACAGACACGACAGGAAGUACUGGUGCAAGGAGUCGGGCUCCAGGUGUGUGACCAUGGUGUCCACGAACUACGUCGCUCCGAGCUACCAGGACAGAGUCUCCCUCACUGACCACCCCGAGGCAGAGAACUUCCAGAUCAACAUCUCGGCGCUGGGGCUGGAGGACUCCGGCUCCUACCAGUGUGGUCUUGGGGUCAAUGGCAGAGGGCUCUCCUACAGAGUCACUCUCACUGUUGCUGAAGCCCCACCUGUUCCUGAGGCGGCUGAGCUCUUCUACGUGAAGCUCCGCAGCACCUGGACCGUGUCCUGCAGCUUUGGGCCGGAGACUGCCGACAUGAAGAGAUACCUGUGCAAGAAGGACAAGGAGGGCUGCCGGACCAUUGUCAACAGCUAUCAGGAAAUUGAUGAUGCCUUCAAAGGCAGAGCUCUGCUGACUUUUGAGGAGCCUCUAGGCUCAUUCAGUGUCACGAUGACCCAGAUGGACUGGGAAGACGCAGGCUUGUACUACUGUGGGACCAGCGAAUAUGGGAGCGGAGGAAAAUCGAAGGAACUGGACGUGUUUGUCUAUGAGGACAAAAACUUCCCUCAGUUAAAGACCACGGUAACCGGGAUAAAAGGAAGUUCGGCAACUUUCGAGUGCCUCUAUGAUCCUCUAAAGAAAUCCACCACGAGGAUCUGGUGCAAGUGGAGAGUCCAGGGAUGUGACAAGAUCAUCGACAACACUGGGUACGUGAAGUACUCGUACGAGGGAAGAGUGGCCAUGUUCGAGAACCCCGGAAACAAAACCGUCACCAUCGUCCUGAACCAGCUGGAGGCCAAGGACCAAGGCUUUUACUGGUGCAUGUCAAAUGAGCUGAAGGAGCAGCAAUCAUCAACGGAGCUGAAGGUUGUAGACGGAGAGCCUGGGCUGACUGGCAAGAAGGAAGUGGAGGCACCAGUGGGCUCCCGGCUGGGUUUGACCUGCUCCUACCCCUGCAAGUACUACUCCUACGAGAAGUACUGGUGCAAGUGGAACUACACCGGCUGCCCCGUGCUGCCAGCGCAGGACCAGGGGCUGCCGGGGCCAAGUGCCACCUGUAACACGUCCAACAAGACGGUCGUGCUGAGCUUUGACCCGGUGACGGAGGAAGAUGAAGGCUGGUACUGGUGCGGGGUGAAGCGCAACGGGCUCUUCGGGGAAGUCAUGGCCGUGCAGCUGCGGGUGGCCGCAGGGAACGAUGCCAGGCACAGCCCAGAGCUCCUGGAUGUUGGCGAUUCCAGCCCCGAGUCCGGAGCUGCUCCCCCGGGAGGAGCCUACAGCGAUGCCGAGGUGCGAAAAGGAGCUUCCCCAGAAAGCUCUGAUGAAAGCCACGGCUCCAACACUCUUGCCUUGGUGCUGGGCCCUCUUGCUGGGCUGAUCCUGAUCGUCGUGACAGCUUUUGCCAUUGUCAAAUACAGGCAGAUGAAGAGAUCUGACCUGGUGUCCGUGGGGAGCUACAGGACGAACAUCAGCAUGUCAGACUUUGAAAGCGUCAGGGACUACAGCGCCAGCAACAGCGCCUGCGUGAAGGACAGCCAGGAGACCCCCAUGGGGCAGGACGAGUUCAUCACCACCACGGACACUCUGGAAAGCGCUGCCGACACAAAGAAGGCAAAAAGGAGCUCCAAGGAGGAUGCUGACCUCGCCUACUCCUCCUUCCUCGUCACCUCCGACAGCAUCGCCCAGGACAGCUCCAGGGGGGACAGCACUGUCCUGGACGUGUCCCCCAAGCAGGACCAGGUCUGAGGGGGAGGUGGCAGCGCCUGGGACCAGCUCUGCCUUGAGGAUCACGAUGUCAGCCAGCAACACUCUUCAUUGCUGCCACAACUUGCUAUAGCUUGACCUCUUUUUGCUUAAAUUCAGCUUCAAGCGGUGAUUUAGGAGGAAUCGUUUGAUGCCAGAGGGGGCUGGGCUGGAAGUGCAGGACUGAGUGAGGAGGCUGGGCCGGGGAGCAGCAGGAACUCGAGCGGCUCAUCCCACCAGCAGCCCCAGUCCCAGCACUGAGGUCUCACGGGCCAGAAGGAGCAUUGGGAAAAAAAAAAAAAAAAAAAAAAGAAAAUAAAAAAAACCCAUUUUGUUUUAAAGGCAGCUGGAAAACCCUUCAGAACAGCAUCUGACGCUUUUGAUUCCUCUAAGCUUUUGCGACCUGUGGGCAGCACCUGCAGGCCAGACACGGUCUGGAGUUUUUUGUAUGCACGAGCAAUAAAGAAUCCAGUGGCUUUCA